Molecule: messenger RNA, 1410 nt
Organism: Asparagus officinalis (garden asparagus)
Lineage: Eukaryota; Viridiplantae; Streptophyta; Magnoliopsida; Asparagales; Asparagaceae
Product: phosphatidylinositol 4-phosphate 5-kinase 5-like
Cellular component (GO): cytosol
Source: RefSeq, a predicted model, not a curated record
AUGAGGAGAAACAUCGAAGGGGUUCUGAAGGAGAAAGAAGGAAUGGCUUGCAACACAAAAGGCAAGCAAGCGUGGAACCACGAACAAAACAGUGCUUGUGGGCCCCCAUUGUCACCUCUUUUGCUCGCUAUCCAAAUAACAAAAGCAUCAGGGACCCACAGAUUGGCUUUAUGCACAAAAUACCCCAAGGGGCAAGGCCGCAAGGAGGAAGGUUGCCUAAACAAGAAACUCCUCCUUCGAGCUUCUUCUUCAUCAUCAUCAUCAUCGCCACCACACCGCCAAUGGCUUCAUCAUCAACAGAGGAGACCCCUCGACCGAAACGAAGAAAAAGAGGGAGUAGCGAGCGAGGGGUGGGGAGAGAGAGGAGGGAGGGAGAGUGAAGAGAGUAAUGUACAAGGACAACCAGCGGUGGGUCGUCGGCGUCGAGGAAGAAGAAAAGAGGCAGCAGCAGCAGCGUGGGAGUCCAGCGUCCGCAGAGAGCCAGCAGAAGGUCGGCCGCCGCCGCCGCAUAAAAACCAUGUCCGACGACUCCGACCCACCAGCGCCGACGACCCAAGCCAGCCCUCCGGCUCACCCACGGCCGAGAAGCUCCUCCCCAACGGCGACUUCUACACCGCAGUGGCACCCCACCUCCCCCACGGGGUCGGCAAGUACCUCUGGACCGACGGCUGCAUGUACCGAGGGCGAGUGGCGCCAACGCAAGACCAUGGCCGGGGAAAGUUCUCCUGGCCCUCCGGCGCCGCCUACGAGGGAGAGUUCAAGUCCGGCUUCAUGGACGGCAACGGGACCUACAUCGGCAUCAACGGCGACACCUACCGCGGCGGCUGGAGCAUGAACCUCAAGCACGGCUCCGGCAAGAAGAGCUACGCCAAUGGCGACUGCUACGACGGGGGAGUGGCGGUCCGGGAUGCCAGGACGGGCACCGGCCGGUACAUCUGGAAAGAACGCGGGAACGAGCUAACGGGCAAUGGACGUCCGGGUGAUCACCGACGCCGGGGGUCCCUCAUCUGGGCCAACGGCAACCGGUACGACGGCGUGGUGGAGGACGGGGUGCCCAUGGGGAACGGGAGCUUCAGGUGUGGGGACGGGAGCCUGUACAUUGGGAUCUGGAGCCACGGGGGUAGGGACGACUGGGGAGGCGGAGGUGCGGAAGGAGAAAGAAGGGGAUAUACUACCCGUCUCCCCUCUGGCCAGCCACUCGCCCAACGGCAGCGGACCCCCAGGCGAUAUUCGGACAAGGGAGUUGCCCGAGUGCAAGAUAUGCGCCGGGUGAUGGCCGUGGGGGGUGAUGCCGUCGCAGAAGAGGCUGAGCUGGUUCCGUGGCCGACGCGCCUAGGCCCAGGCGGAGAGGGUCGGUGGACAGCUUGGCCGGGGGGAGCAAGGGGGCGAGGAGGGGGGUGGGGAGUGUAG